AUGAUUACAUUACAUUUUUUCAUCAUUUAUUACUUUAUUAUCAUUCUUACUAAAGGAAAAAUAUUAAUUAAUGAAAAAGUUAUAAACAAAAGAGCUAUUUCAAAUGUUAUGAAAUAUAAAUGGACAAUGCCUAUUGAAUAUUAUGUUGAUAAUUCAUUAAAUUCAACUUUAGUUAAUAUAGCACUUAAUGAUAUUUCUAAAAAUACAUGUAUCAGGUUUAAACAGCUUUCUUAUCCACCUACUGGAACAGGAUUAGUAUAUUAUCGGGGAACUGGUUGUACAUCAUUUGUUGGAAGAGUAUAUCAAAAUAAUAGUCAAAAUGUUAGUCUUGGUUUUGGUUGUUCCUGGAAUGGAGUUAUUCAACAUGAAACAGGACAUGCUUUAGGAUUAUUUCAUGAACAAUCAAGACCUGAUAGAGAUUCAUUUGUAAGUAUUAAUAUUUCCAAUGCUAUUCCAGGAACAGAAGAUAAUUUUCUUCAAAAUCCAUUAAAUUCAUCUAUUACAUUUAAUAUUUCUUAUGACUAUGGAUCAACAAUGCAUUAUGGAAAAGAUGCAUUUAGUAGAAAUUCAUUAGAUACAAUUAUUCCUAAAAAUCCAUUAUUUAAGAGUGUUCUUGGACAGUAUGGUGAAAUGAGUUUUAAUGAUUUUAAAAUUAUAAAUUAUUAUUACUGUAAUAAUACUUGUAAUGGGACAUCAAUAACAUGUCUUUAUGGUGGUUAUCAAGAUCCAAAUAAUUGUUCUAUUUGUAAAUGUCCUCAUGGUUAUGGAGGAAUUAAUUGUUCUAAUGUUGCAAUAUCUGAUACUAAUUGUUCACCUUCUACAUUAAUUGCUACAAAUCAACCAAAAAUAUUAACUGAUUUUGGUAUAAAAAAUUGUUUUUAUAGAAUUAAAACAGAUUCAAAUAAUAAAAUAUCAAUAAUUGUCAACUCAACAAAUGUUUAUUAUUAUAAUCCAUGUUGGAUAGGAAUAGGAUUAGAAGUAAAAUUUCUUAAAGAUAAAACAGUUACAGGGGCAAUGUUUUGUGGACAGGUAAAUGUUACAAAUAUAAUAACAGAAGAUUCAGAAGCAAUGAUUAACUAUAUAGGUUGGUAUGAUGUACAUAAUUUUACAAUAAUUUAUCAAAAAUUAUGA
Molecule: messenger RNA, 1131 nt
Organism: Strongyloides ratti
Lineage: Eukaryota; Metazoa; Nematoda; Chromadorea; Rhabditida; Strongyloididae
Product: Astacin-like metalloendopeptidase
Exons: 2
Coding region: 1-1131 (376 amino acids)
Biological process (GO): molting cycle, collagen and cuticulin-based cuticle; proteolysis
Molecular function (GO): zinc ion binding; metalloendopeptidase activity
Source: RefSeq, a predicted model, not a curated record